AUUUCUUUAUAUAUAUAUUUAUGUUGAGAGAGAAAAAAAAGAUAGAUGUCACUCUUAUAGCUCUCUCUCUUCCUGUUCUUGGGUUGGGUUUCUCUCUCACCAGUAUAUAUUCUCUCCGUUUAAGGAAAUUGAAAAGCUUCUUUCCUCCCUUCACAAUGGUGGAUCUUCAAACUGAAUGUUGCAUGUGCGGCGACGUCGGUUUCCCUGACAAGCUCUUCCGUUGCAGCAAAUGCCGCCAUCGCUUUCAGCACUCGUAUUGCAGCAACUACUACAGUGAAUUCUCCGAGCCAAUUGAGUUGUGUGAUUGGUGCCAGAGCGAAGCGAGGAAUGCCAGACAGGGAAGCUCUUCGAAGAAAUCAGCAGCUGGACAUGAUAGUGGAGGAGUUACCAACCGAUCAGAGUACUCAGGUGACAAAAUCAAGCAGCAUGAUCGCGAAGAAGGCACCACCGAGAAGGGAAAGAGCUCGAGUGGGGUGCCUUCUCCAAGAACAGCUACCCGCAGGUACAAGCUUCUCAAGGAUGUGAUGUGUUAGAAUGUUGACGGGGGAGUUGGGUGUCGAAAACUUUUCUUGGGUGUUUGUAGUAGCAUAUACUAAUUAUAUAAGCUGUUUCUUGGGUGUUUUCUUUUGAGUUAUAGUUAUUGUUUAUGCUAGCCAUGUUUUGAUCUGUAAUUAAGUUGUUAAUAAAAUAAUGCGACUUCUUUAUCAAA
Molecule: messenger RNA, 709 nt
Organism: Hevea brasiliensis (rubber tree)
Lineage: Eukaryota; Viridiplantae; Streptophyta; Magnoliopsida; Malpighiales; Euphorbiaceae
Exons: 2
Coding region: 21-533 (170 amino acids)
Source: RefSeq, a predicted model, not a curated record